AUGAAGGACGCCGAUGCCGGUUCCGAUGCGGACGCGGACGCAGACGCGGACGGCGAAGAGGAUGAGAGCGUUGCUGUCGCGACAGGAGCCAGCACACAGACCGGUGCGCGAGACCAAGACGAGGCCAAUGCAGAUGCCGACGGGGACGAGGACGGCGAUGAGGAUGCGGAAGGCGAGCCCGAAGACGACGAUGACGGUGGAUACAACUCGUCCCGGGACAUGCUGAUGAUCAUCGAGAACACGGCCAACUACCUGUCCACGUACCGUGAGCCAAAUCGCAACAGCGGAGAGCAAAUUGCUACAGGAUUCCAGCGCAUUCCGAAUCGACGCCUCAUCCCCGACUACUACGAUGUCAUUCAAGAGCCCAUUGCAUUCAGCACAAUUCGAACCAAGAGAUCCAAGAAGGAAUACACCAAGUUCUCAGAAUUCGUCCGAGAUGUAGCGCUCAUCGCCCACAAUGCGCAAGUCUACAACAGGCCGUCAUCGUCAUUCUUCCAGUACGCAGGACGGCUGCGCGAGGUCUUCAAGGAGGAGCUCAAGAAAAUGGUGGAUGAGGGGACGAUCACAGCUGAAGAGGCUGUCUUGCCGGACUUGGGCGAGAUACCCGACACUGAAGAUUCGCCACCCCCCGACGACGAGGCCGACGAGGAAGGGGAGGAUGCAGAAGAGGAAGAUGAGGAAGACGACGAUUCCGACAACGAUGAGCAACAAGGCCGGACAAGGCGCGACAGCCGUGGGCGCAGGGUCGACGUGAAGGAAGAGGAAGACGCAAAGAAGCGUGCCCGCCCUCCCAAGGUCUUUACGCCUCUCGAGGCCAGGAUCCACUCGCUACUCAAAGGCUUAAGGAGAUACAAGGACUCGGACGGAGAGUUGCUGAUUAACCCCUUCGAAAAGCUGCCGGACAGGACGGCACACCCAGAUUACUACACCGUCAUCCAGAACCCCAUCUCUUUGCACGAGAUCAAAAGAAGUCAUAAGCGAAAGAAGUACGCGAGCGUUGACGACGCCCUCCGGGAUCUUGAGCUCAUGUUCGAAAACGCCAAGGAGUACAAUGAGGAAGGAAGCGACAUCUACGAGGCGGCGGCAGAGCUUCAGCGUCACUCUCGGGAGAUUGCCGAGCAAGAAAAGUCCAAGCCGGACAAUGCCUUUGCCGACGAAGACGGAAGGCGGCCUGUGUCCGAGAUAGCACACAAUGGCGACAUAUGGCGAGUUGGCGACUGGGUGCACAUCACCAACCCUAACGACUUGACCAAACCCAUUGUAGCUCAAAUCUACCGGACAUGGGAGGACAAGGCCGGGCAGAAGUGGGUCAACGCCUGCUGGUACUAUAGGCCGGAGCAGACAGUCCACCGCGCCGAGAAGCACUUUUACGAGAGCGAAGUGGUCAAAACGGGCCAGUACCGUGACCACCGUAUCCAGGAGGUCAUUGAUCGCUGCUUUGUCAUGUUUGUCACUCGCUUCCCCAAGGGACGACCUCGGGGACUGCCCAAGGACAAGUCAGUCUAUGUCUGCGAGGCUCGGUACAACGAGGAGAGGCAUCGGUUUGCCAAGAUCAAGACUUGGGCAAGCUGCAUUCCGGACGAGGUGAGGGAGAAGGACUACCAGAUGGACCUCUUUGACCAGCCGCGGCGGCUCAAGAAGCUGCCCAGCCCGAUCAAGCAUCUCCUGCGGGAUGAUGCGAAACCCACAGAUCCCAUGCCCAAGCCAACCUGGGGAGCGGCCAAUGCGCCGCCCUUGAUUGGAGCCGUGCAUUGCCGGGAGCGGGAGUCCAACGAGUCACCGCCGCCUGAGCCUACGCCGCCACCGCAGCCGCGGAUGGAUACCUCGAGACGGCCCAGCGCCAUGAUGGCGGGUGCCCGACUCGACCACCAAGGCGAUGUUGCCAUGGGUAAUGCCCAGCACUAUCAAUCACAUCUCGGCCAUGCCCCGCCGACUCCAACACCAGGCCACAUGACCAACUCGUUUGCGCCUCAGUUUGCGCCAGCACGGCCGGCCAACACGCCUGUGCCUGUUUCGCAGUACAACGCCCACCAGAGCCCGGCGAUGCACAAUGCCCACCCGCACGGCACACCACAGGCACCUCACUUCCAGCCGCACCAGGCGCAGCACUACAAUGGAUACCAGCAACCACAGCAGUACAGCAACUCGCCAGUGCCCCCACCCCAGAUUCCCCAGUACGCGCAGCAGCCGCAGCACUACCCGCCGCAGCAGAACAUGGGCACGCCCGUGGGAGGCUACGACACGUCACAGCGCCUCGCGCCAUCACCGUCAGCCCGGAGCAGCUCGAUGGUCCAGAGCCCAGCCCCCAUCAUACACCACCAGCAGCCACAGCCGGGAUACACCGCGCCCCGGGCCAUCGAGGUGUACCACCUCGCGGACGAACACGACGCCCAGAUCCCCGAGGCCGUCCGCUCCCAGCUCCAGCGCGACGAGGCCGGCCGCGUCAUCUUCUUCACCCAGCCUCCCCUGCUGCGGCCCCACGCGGGGCUCUCGGCCGAGUCGGCCGCCCUGGGCCACAGCGCGCGGUACCUUGCGGACCGGGCGCGCGAGGUCGAGGACCGCCGGGCCAAGCGGAAGGCCCGCGAUGAGCUGCGCAGCAAGGGGGAGGACGCCAAGCGCGCCGAGUCGGAGGCCCGCGAGGCCCAGAGGCAGAAGGAGCAGGACCUGAUUGACCUGGCGGGGGACAUGUUCAAGGGCUGGGUCGACACGAUGGACAGGGAGAACGAGGUGCUCAAGCGCGCGUACGAAGGGUGGAGCGUGCGGGACGAGGUCAUUAAUGGGGUGAUCUCUACCCCUGCUGCUGCUACUAUUACUGCUACUGCGAAGCGCUGA
Molecule: messenger RNA, 2832 nt
Organism: Microdochium trichocladiopsis
Lineage: Eukaryota; Fungi; Ascomycota; Sordariomycetes; Xylariales; Microdochiaceae
Exons: 5
Coding region: 1-2832 (943 amino acids)
Biological process (GO): chromatin remodeling
Cellular component (GO): RSC-type complex
Molecular function (GO): protein binding; chromatin binding
Source: RefSeq, a predicted model, not a curated record